AUGCAGGCGGCGAGAGCGGAGGCAGAGCACGCUAGAUGGGAGGCGGAGCAGGCUCGAGGGGUUGUGCAGCGCGAGGCAGAAAUACAGCGGCAGGAAGCGGAUCGUAGGGAGAACCAACUGAGAGAAGAGGCGAAGAGGGCGACGGAGGCAGCUCAAUGGGAAGCGCAGAGGCAGCGAGAGAUUGCUGCCGAGGAGAAGAGGAAGGCGGUCGAGGCACAGCAGGCUGCCGAGGCUGCGGCCCGAGCAGCAGCGGAAGAAGCUAGCCGUGCUCAUGCGGCAAAGGAGGAGGCGGAGCGUCAGCUCCGAGAGGGCAUCCAGCCUGUCAUCAUGCCCUCCACUGUAGACCUCGAAGCUGCCAGGCGCCGAGUAGGGUACCGCGAGGGCUACUACCACUUUGCCGUCACGGGAAUUGCGGGUAGCGGCAAAUCAUCGCUCAUCAACGCAUUCCGCGGCCUACGCA
Messenger RNA from Coniophora puteana RWD-64-598 SS2, 460 nucleotides. RefSeq lists its product as uncharacterized. The transcript has a single exon. Gene Ontology annotation, molecular function: GTP binding. The annotation marks the transcript as partial. The record is from RefSeq and is a predicted model, not a curated record. Lineage: Eukaryota; Fungi; Basidiomycota; Agaricomycetes; Boletales; Coniophoraceae.